AUGGUUAAGAAAAGUGCCAUGUGUUCAUUCGUUUUGAUUCUUAUUGCUAUUGGUUUUUCAAUUGCAGCUUUAUCCACCUAUUGGUAUUCUAUUAGAAUUGGUGAUAAAGAUUCUGUCCAUUCUAUGGCAUACUACAAGUAUGAUAAAGUUAAAACAUCCUCAAAAAACGGUGAUGAUACUCUUUUCAGUAUAUAUGGAAAACUUCCAGAGGACAGCAAAGAGAAAAAAAUCUAUCAAUCAAGUUUAGCUUUUACUGCCCUUGCAUUUAUUGUACUUGUUGUUGCUGCAUUUUUAGUUUUACUCUCUGCUAUUGGGUUAUUAAAGAAAAUCCCAUGCAUUGGUACCAUUUUAAAUAUCCUUGGUAAAUUUAUUUUAAUCGCUGGUACUGCCUUCUGUUUCCUUGCUGUAUUUAUAUUUUUGGGUUUACAAGGUGCCAGAAAGGAUGAUUGUGAAGAUGGUGUAUUGGGUGCAGUUGCUUGCGAUAAUGGCCUUUUUGAUAGCUUUAAUAAAAAUGAAGACGGUUAUGCCACUACACCAUAUCUUGGUUGGUCAUUCAUGGUUAUUGCUAGUGCAUUAACAAUUGCCGCUACUGUAAUUAAUAUAAUCGGUGGUAUUUUCUAA
Dictyostelium purpureum is the source of this 621-nucleotide messenger RNA. RefSeq lists its product as uncharacterized. The record is from RefSeq and is a predicted model, not a curated record. The transcript is spliced from 3 exons. Lineage: Eukaryota; Evosea; Eumycetozoa; Dictyosteliales; Dictyosteliaceae. The coding region runs from base 1 to 621 and encodes 206 amino acids.